Oryza brachyantha (malo sina) is the source of this 1405-nucleotide messenger RNA. RefSeq names its product 7-methylguanosine phosphate-specific 5'-nucleotidase A. The record is from RefSeq and is a predicted model, not a curated record. Gene Ontology annotation, molecular function: 5'-nucleotidase activity; magnesium ion binding. NCBI's taxonomy places the organism in Eukaryota, Viridiplantae, Streptophyta, Magnoliopsida, Poales, Poaceae. Gene Ontology annotation, cellular component: cytoplasm. The transcript is spliced from 9 exons. Bases 8 to 1087 code for a protein of 359 amino acids.
UUUCGAAAUGCGGCCCAUGGCGAGCCCAUCUCUCCUCUCGCCCUCCGCCUCCAGUCUCCUCCUCCUCCGCCGCCUCCUCCUCUCCCGCCGCCGCCGCCGGAGCUCCACCCCGCACUCCCCUCCCACCCCUCCUCUCCGCCGACGCCUCCCCCUCAUCGCGGCCUCCAUGUCGUACUCGUCCUCCUCCUCCUCCUCGGCUGCCACCAGAGACUCCGGCUCCGUCGUCGCCGACGCCGACGGCCUCGCCCGCAAGGUCGCCGCCAUCAGCGCCGCCGGCCCCGCUAAGCUCCAGGUCAUCGCCGACUUCGACGGCACGCUCACGCGGUACUGGUACGACGGCGCCCGCGGCCAGAGCAGCCAUGGCUUGUUGAGGCAGGGGAACGAGGAGUUCGACGCCAGGAGGGAGGAGCUGUUCGAGCACUACCACCCCAUCGAGAUCUGCCCCGACAUUCCGCUCCCUGAGAAGGCCAAGCUCAUGGAAGAGUGGUGGGAGAAGACACAUGCUCUCCUUAUUGAAGGUGGACUUACUUACGAAGCUAUAAGGAAAUCUGUGGCUGAUGCUAAAAUCACUUUUAGAGAUGGGGUGGUGGAACUCUUUGAGUUCUUAGAGGAGAGAGAUAUUCCAGUGCUAGUAUUUUCUGCUGGACUUGCAGACAUAAUUGAGGAGGUCUUCCGGCAGAAACUCCACAGAUCAUUCAAGAACAUUAAGGUUGUAUCCAACAGGAUGAUCUUCAAUGAAGAAGGUCGUCUUGUUUCAUUUAAAGGAAAGACCAUUCAUGUUCUAAACAAAAAUGAGCAUGCACUGGACAUGGCAGCUCCAGUGCAUGACAAUUUGGGUGAUCCAAAUGGAUCCACCGAUGACUAUUCGUUGGUUAAGAAGAGGACCAACGUGCUUCUACUUGGAGAUCACAUUGGUGACCUGGGAAUGUCUGAUGGAUUAAACUAUGAAAACAGGAUAGCUGUUGGAUUUCUGAAUAGCAACAUCGAGAAAUCCUUGAAAGAUUACUCCACGGCAUUUGAUAUUGUCUACUUGAAUGACGCACCAAUGUUGGGAGUUGUUGAGCUUGCAUCUGAACUAUGUCCAUAGCCAAAUGAUGUUUUGCUGAACUUAGCAGCUGCAUCAUCCUCCGCUCCCGCUGAAAUCUGGGAAUUCCAUUCCCCGCCUCACUAACCGGCAAAGUUUGCUUAGUAAGAAGCGUUUUGUACAGACAAGCAGCCUUUUGGAGCAAUAUCUCCUUUUAAUCCAAUCCAAAGUUGUAUCAAGUCCACAACACAUUUUGUGAAAUGGACUAUUCGACCCACCAUGGUCUUAUUGUUUCUACUCUCGCUGCUCCAUAUUAUAAGCCACUUUAGAUUUUAGCCAACUUUAUAGAAAAAUAUAUUAAUAUUAGUUUCAUUAAAUCAU